This is a messenger RNA of Colletotrichum scovillei, 2829 nucleotides long. Its product is annotated as TLC domain-containing protein. The transcript has 3 exons. Gene Ontology annotation, biological process: ceramide biosynthetic process. The record is from RefSeq and is a predicted model, not a curated record. Gene Ontology annotation, cellular component: membrane. Lineage: Eukaryota; Fungi; Ascomycota; Sordariomycetes; Glomerellales; Glomerellaceae. Bases 608 to 1957 code for a protein of 449 amino acids. Gene Ontology annotation, molecular function: sphingosine N-acyltransferase activity.
CCCCCUUUUUCCUACUAUGUCACCAUGUGCUUGAUCUCAUCAACGGCAUCUGCACUUGUUUGCUCUGACGAAAAACCAGCGUCUGACCCCCCUGGGAUGGACUGAACAUCCUUCUCGCCCAGCCAGUCCUUCUAUUACCUCGCUGUUCCAGCUCCUGCUCUUUGACCGCAUUGCGGUAGUAAAUGGAAAACAGACGACUGGCCCCUCGGUCAGACGAAUUCACACGACGAAACACAGAAGACUCAAGGAACAACCUUGAGUCCGACCUCGAGUUUCCCCCCCGUCGCACUUGUUCUUCAACAGCUCCACCGACCCGCCGACCACGUUCGCCCUGUCUCUCCUUGACCAAACUUCCAUGAUCGACAGCGGGCCCCCCUGACCUUCUUGACGUCUAAUAAAUCAGAACCUGGAAGCUCCUUUCCAACCCACGACUACCUGGCCCGGAUUCCCUCCUCCGCACCCGCCGACAGCUUCCCAAACUCAAACUCGCUGUCUUUCUCCCCUCUCUUACCUCAUUGCGAUUUCAUCCCGCCGACCUGCCCUCCGAAUCCACCUUCCGACUGCUUUAAACCACCCGAGACGCUGUCAGAAGCGUCCCUCUGUCACCAUGGCCGACUCCGAACCCUUCCCUCUCCUCAAUACCUCUGUCGACCAACUGCAUUCUGCUAUCGACCACGCCCCCAGCUCGUCACGAACAACACGGCGACGAAAGUCAAGCGCACUCGGCCAAGAUAUCCGCGCUGGCGAUACAGGCCCAGCACUUGCAACAGCCCGAGACAACACCUCCGUCACACUUACUGUUCCUACAAAACGUCCCUCGAAGCGCCGGCGAGCUCGUGGCGGCCUCGCUCGAGUUCGACAAGCCAUGACCAAACACACGUACCUCGUGCCCGCCCUCAUCAUUGGCCUUGUUCUGGCCCUUUAUAUUGUUCAACCAAACGACUCGAACCCGCUUCAUCGCUUUAUUUUCCUCUCAUACCGCUUACCAUCCGACCCGCUCAAUCCUGAUGCCCCUGCUCAAUAUGGUAAAGGCUUAUGGGACAUCGCCUUUGUGUCGUUUUGGACUGUGGUCUUGACUUUUACUCGGGAAUUCAUCAUGCAAGAACUUUUGCGGCCACUUGCUCGCGCCGCCGGAAUCCGCUCGCGUGGCAAGCAAGCUCGUUUCAUGGAGCAGAUGUACACUGCCAUUUAUUUUGGCUGUCUUGGACCUGCCGGUCUGUACGUCAUGAGCAAGACGCCUGUCUGGUACUACAGUACGCGAGGCAUGUACGAGGACUUUCCGCAUAUGACACACGAGGCUGGCUUCAAGUUCUAUUACCUUUUUCAGGCUGCGUACUGGGCUCAACAAGCAAUCGUCUUGCUGUUGGGUAUGGAGAAACCCCGGAAAGACUUCAAGGAGCUGGUUGGUCAUCACAUCGUCAGUCUUUCUUUGAUUGCUCUUAGCUACCGCUUCCACUUCACCUAUAUGGGACUGGCAGUGUACUCGACUCACGACAUCAGUGACUUCUUUCUUGCUACAUCCAAGGUACUGAACUACAUCGAUUCUCCAAUUGUCGGUCCUUACUUCUUCCUCUUCAUGUGCGUUUGGAUUUACUUGCGCCACUUCAUCAACUUGAAGAUCAUUCUAUCUCUGUUCACAGAGUACACCACUGUCGGGCCAUUCGAAUUGAACUGGGCCACUCAACAAUACAAGUGUACGCUGUCGCAGUACAUCACUCUUGGACUUUUGUCAUCACUGCAGGCCCUGAAUCUUUUCUGGCUCUUCUACAUCUUCCGCAUUGCCUAUCGAUUCCUUCGCUACGACAUCGCCGAGGACGACCGCAGUGAUGCAGAAGUCACUGAUGUCGACGACGAGGCCGAGAAGAAGAAGAAGGCUCUUUCCGAGAAGACCAAUGGCCACGCUACCGGAGUCAACGGCAUUGCGCCUCAGGCCAGGCUUGUUAAUGGCCGCGCAUGAUAGAAACCCUCGAUAAAGAACAGAGCAAAGAGAGGAUGCAAACCGAAGCACCGGAGGUGUUGUCGGUUGCCAUUGAAUCUUUCGCCUGCGACUGAUGUUACAACCGGCGGACAUACCCAAUCGCUGCGAAGAAAGACGGGGGGAGACACCAAAACAUGUCGAGCACCUAUUCAUCGCUAUCCGAAGUCGCGAUAGUCUGUCAAUUUGGAACAAGAAAAGUGGCUCAGCAAUUACCGAAACGUGGGGUGCGGAGCGUUUGAAUCGCGACACGUGCUGGGAUCGCGCCUCCUUACCGCAUUGACUUGCACACAUUCUUACGAAGUAUGUGCAUGCGCCGAGGGCACAAUACCUGCCUGAUGAGUUCCAGAGAGACACUCACUGGAGACAGUCAUUCUGUCAGACCGGUAUUAGGCAAGGAAUCAAGACCCUAGACAUUAGAAAGCAUACGGCCUCGGGUCGCUGAUCGGUUAGCACCGGGAAUGCUUUUGCAAACAAUCGGCAUCUCUGAGGCUUAGCGACAAUGAGCCGAGGUCAAGGCGUUUGUGGCCUUGGUAGUGGUGGUGGUCGUCCCGAGAGGGGUGCAAGUGCGGAGGCAGACGAAGUGAGACAGAUGUGCGUCUGUGGACGAUGACGGCGCCUCCUCCUGCGCAACCAGGCAACUUGACGGCAUCCUCCCCACACCGCCUGAAUACAGUCUCACACCCACUGAGCUCUCGUGCUCCUUGUGCUCACGACAUCCGAAUCCACAUCUCACUCAUUCCCUCCCACCCUCGUGAUUUCCUACCACUUUAGUACUUCUGGGAACGAACACAAGACGGGAAAUGACUCUUACCAGACUGAGACAUUUCCCGGCCUAGGCUUGUAGGUUCAGC